AUGUUACUGUUGUUUGAAACGCCGGCGGGUUUUGCUCUUUUCAAAGUAUUGGAUGAAUUCAAGCUCUCUAAAGUAGAGGACUUAUGGAAGGAAUUUUCCACUGCUGACUCUGCUCGACAUGUCGAUACAAUGAUCAUACAAGCCAUUAGCUUGUUGGAUGACCUUGACAAAGAGCUGAACACGUAUGCAAUGAGAGUAAGGGAAUGGUAUGGUUGGCAUUUUCCAGAACUUGCAAAGAUUGUGCAAGACAAUAUCCUUUAUGCCAAGACAGUGAAGUUGAUGGGUAACCGUACAAAUGCUGCAAAACUUGAUUUCUCUGAGAUACUUCCAGAAGAGGUCGAGACAGAACUGAAAGAAGCAGCCAUGAUUUCCAUGGGAACUGAAGUUAGUGAUCUUGAUUUGGAAAAUAUCAAAGAUUUGUGCAACCAAGUUCUCUCAUUGGCAGAAUACAGAGCUCAGUUGUUUGAUUAUCUAAAAAGCAGGAUGAACACCAUUGCUCCAAAUCUCACUGCUCUUGUUGGAGAGCUUGUUGGUGCUCGCCUUAUCGCUCAUGGAGGCAGCUUGUUGAAUCUUGCUAAGCAACCUGGAAGUACGGUCCAGAUACUUGGUGCAGAAAAGGCUCUUUUUAGAGCACUGAAAACAAAGCACGCAACUCCUAAAUAUGGCCUUAUAUACCAUGCAUCUUUAAUUGGUCAAGCAGCACCAAAACACAAGGGUAAAAUUUCUCGGUCUCUUGCUGCCAAAACUGCGUUGGCUGUUCGAUGUGAUGCUCUUGGAGACAGCCAAGAUAACUCACUGGGAAUGGAAAAGAGAUUAAAGGUAUUUCAGUUUCCAGAUUUAGGACAAGGAUAUAUGAUUUCUGUUUAUCGUUGA
Messenger RNA from Fraxinus pennsylvanica, 873 nucleotides. The record is from the annotation of a GenBank genome assembly. Lineage: Eukaryota; Viridiplantae; Streptophyta; Magnoliopsida; Lamiales; Oleaceae.